Molecule: messenger RNA, 342 nt
Organism: Knipowitschia caucasica
Lineage: Eukaryota; Metazoa; Chordata; Actinopteri; Gobiiformes; Gobiidae
Source: the annotation of a GenBank genome assembly
AUGAAUAUCCACUUUUCUGAUGGGACUCUGCAUUGCUGUUCUGUUGAUCUCCACGUUCUUCCGUCUUCCUCUUGUUGUUGGCUCAUAAUUGAGACAGUUUGCCGCUUCUUGAACAUCGCGGUGACGUGUUGGUGGGGGAAUACAGUGCAGAUGUCGGGGUCUUUUCAUUCGCCGAGCGGGGGGAUGUGUGAAGCCAGUGAAGAGCGAGGCCUCCUGCUGAGCGCCGCGCUGGAACAGAUCACAAGAAGACACGCACCAAGAGGAGAGGCACAACAUAGCACAUGGGAGCUGGAGAAGUCGCUGCGCUUUGAUCGUCAGCAGAGGGAGAGGGCGGGUCCUUAG